Serinus canaria (Common canary) is the source of this 1632-nucleotide messenger RNA. RefSeq names its product basic proline-rich protein-like. The transcript has 4 exons. The record is from RefSeq and is a predicted model, not a curated record. NCBI's taxonomy places the organism in Eukaryota, Metazoa, Chordata, Aves, Passeriformes, Fringillidae. Bases 1 to 1632 code for a protein of 543 amino acids.
AUGCCGGGCUGGGUGCCCCUCCCCACCCCGCUGCCCCUGCGGGACGCGGUGUCCUGGGACGGGCACUGCCCGCGGCUUCCGGAGCAGGGGCAGCCCCGGCCGCGGGGACUUGGCCCGCACACGUUUGGCGGGGGGACACACGCGUGUCCCGGGGGUGGGCAGCCGUGGGGCUCCGCCGUGCCGGCCCCCCGAGCCCCCCCCACGGCCCGGGGCAGACGCAGCUCCGCCACGCGUACCCCCGGCACCGCCCCGGCCACCCCGGCCACCCGCACCGCCACCACGCCGAGACCAGCCCCGCAGACCACGGGGCCAGGGCCCUCGGUCCCCCCUCUUCCGCAACCUCCCGUCCUGGUCACAACCCCCUCCCCCCGCCGCUCCGUGUCCAUCCGGGCCCCUCCGCGCCCCGCGGCUCCUCCCGCCGCAUCCCCGCUCCGCUCACCCGCCUCCCGCCCGGCCCGGCGGGGAGGGGACCGGGCUCUCCCCGCCCCGGCGCUCCCGGUGCUCUCGGUGAUCUCGGUGCCCCCGGUGCCGCGGCCCCUCCCGCCCCCCCCCACCGCGGGCGGAGCAGAGCGGAGCCGCCGGGCCUGGCCGGGCCCCGCCCCCGGGCCCGGCCGUUCGGGGGGGCGCGGAAAGCGGCCUCGGUGGAGCGGCCCCGGUCACCCGUGGGUCCGCCCAGGAGGGGCCGUCCCGGCACGGAGCCCUUCCCCGCCGUUCCGCCCCCCGCGGGUGGGCCCUCGGCCUGUCCAGGUGCGACACCUCACCUGCCGCCCGCUCCCAAGAUCGGCGCUGUCCGGCCGGGGGCUCCGCGGCCGGGCUGGGGGCACGGGCGGGGGGAGCGGAUGGCGGCCCCUGAGUCAGCCCCGCGCCGCCCACGCCCCCUCCCACGGCUGCCGCCGCACCAGCUUGUGGCAUUUCGCUCGCCGGAGACGGCGCCGCAAACACGCGCCGGUGCCAGCCGGUGCCGGUGCCGCCGCAGCCCGCGCGGCCACGCGUGUCCCCCCACGCGCGGCACCGGCGCGGGGCCGGUGCAUCCCGCACCGCUGCCACCCGCUCUGCCCCGGGCCGGGCGGCGCCGCGGUGGCACCACGGACAGCGCCGGUCCGGCACCGCGAACAGCGCCGCGGUCCCGCGUGGGUGCGGACCACCGCCCACCGCGCCCUCCCGGCGGCUCGCUGGGUGCGGGGCUCCCGGCCCCGCCGCACCCACGCCGGGGACAGCCCCCGCGGGGUCCCGCCGUCCAUGAGGGCACCAAAGCCCGGCGCCGGGGCAGGGAUCGGCGUGGCCCCAAGCGGGCGCCCGCAGCGCGUCCCCCGCCGUCCCCGCCGUCCCCGCCGGGAGUCCCUAUGCCCACCCGUGUCCCGCCUGGGGCGUGCCAGUCCGGGAAGGGUUAAACGGCGGGACCGGCGCGGGGGGCGGAGCGGCCGCCCCGGGAUAAGGCGCGGCGCGGGGAGGGCUCAGCCCCACGGAGCCGCGGGCAGCGCCGCGCCGAGCCCACCCGUGCCCGAGCCCGAGCCCACCCGUGCCAUGCCCCGGGGUGGCGGCGGCUGCUGCUCCCGGCGGCGCGGCGGGGGCGAAGGGGGCGAGCAGCCCCCCCCGGCACCGGCCAUGACCCCGCGGGUGGGCAGCGCCUGA